AUGACUGCUUUGACACGUCUCCAGCCACUGCCAGUGGCAUCACCUCGUCCGUAUGCAUUAAGCAAGCCAGUAACCAGGCCCCUGCCUAUCACCUUGGACUAUACCCUGCACGAUCUAUAUGUUUUGGACAACGACGAUGGCCCUCACAACAUCAUCCUAGCCUAUGAUCACCCUUGCAAGUUCCCUCGAGACCAGAUUAGCACAUCGUCGACGGUACAAUUUCUCUACGCAGGCAAUUUUCCAGGGGCGGAUGCAGAGGAGGAGUUCCCUAAUAUAUCGAAGCGCGGCGUUGCUCAGCGAUAUUCUUUCGUGGCCGGUCGUGCAUCGGUUAUCAUGGUCGAUCUGAGCGGCAGUGGAGGGGAUGACCUCGCCGCUAUCGUGCACACUUCAAAAGAAGAUAUAUUGGCUGUCUACAACCAGCUUUGUCCCGAUCAGCGACCUAACGUGCAGUUCAUCCGGAAUGUACACGAUAUCCAGCUCGACCCAGAUUCGCGCGCAGCCGUGGUCAUACCACAGGACCAUCUAUGCCAUUUCAAUCAAUUAUUAGAUCCAAAAGUGCACUAUGAGAUUCUUUCGAAGCGCUGGCUCGCCCUGUGCGGUCUGCCUACACCGAAGUCUAGGGUCAUCGACCCACUCCCGAUGGAGACCCGGGCUGGACGGGAUGUAGAGAUCAAACGGAUGCUGCACGCUGUUCAAAUACAAGCCCUCCCAUUUGUGGUUAAAGUGUCAAUUGCUACCUCUGGUCGGGGGACAUAUGUCGUCUACAGUGAGUCGGAGAGAAGAAGUACCUCCAACGAGCUCCGCAGCCUCCUAGAAGACAUCCUUGAUAAGGUUCAUGAACAGAAUGAGGGACUAUACCCGGCCAGCUUCGUGAUCCAAGAGCUAGUGCCCGGCGAAGCCCAUGGGGUGACAUUCUUCGUGACCAAAAAGGGACGAGUUGUCUAUCUGGCAACAUGUCAACAGCGUUUCGACGAGGAUGGCUACUGGCACGGCGCACACGUUUCGUACCUUUUGGAGCCGGCCUUUCAACAUCGGUACCGGAAUACCCUCGAAAUACUGGCCAAGGAAUUACACAAGAAGGGGUACUACGGGCCUGCUGGAGCAGAUAUCAUGACGGAUAAAAAUGGGAAGCAGGUGAUUGUGGAUGUCAAUCCGCGUGUCACUGGGUCAUAUCAGUUAGGCCUGCUGAAGACCCAUUUCAUGCAGCGUGGGCUCUUCGAGGCGGCUGUUCUGACGCCGUUGACCAUGCGAUGCACGCGGGGUACAUUCGAGGGACAGUUUGCGAGAGAGAUCAUGGAGGGCAGGAUGAUCAUCAAUUCCUGGGUACAUGAUUCCAAAAGAGAGUUCAGCUAUGCUGCUGUGACGGUGGGUGGGGAGGACACUGUCCAGCUGGGUCGGUUGGUUCGGAUAAUGGAGACAUUUGUCAACACGGGGGAGUAUUCAGUAGGUGCUGGACUAUGACUGUAUAAGAAAGUGUUAUGUUGCUUUUCAUGGGAUGAGUCUAAUGUAACAAGUAACAGUCUAUAUACUUUUCUAAACCAAUUCACCUAUCUAAAACAUCCCACAACAAGACCACCAUCCCAACCCACGACGUCCCUCUCCACCACCCCACCCCUUUUCAUUCCACUCCUCACCCUCAUAACCCUCACUCGCAUCCGGAUCAUCUCUAUACCUCCCUUCCCCUCCCCCUUGCCUUCGAACUGACGCCUGAAUCCCCUUAAUCCACUGCACCUCCAACUCAAACGCCCCCUCCUGCUCCCCAAAGAAACUAUCACCCGUCAGCACACCCCUGACCCCCUCAAAUAACAAAGACAAAAAAAAAAAAAAAAAGGAAACCACUCACCUCCGAACCA
Molecule: messenger RNA, 1853 nt
Organism: Aspergillus sclerotioniger CBS 115572
Lineage: Eukaryota; Fungi; Ascomycota; Eurotiomycetes; Eurotiales; Aspergillaceae
Product: putative solid-state culture specific protein
Exons: 1
Coding region: 1-1461 (486 amino acids)
Molecular function (GO): ATP binding; metal ion binding
Source: RefSeq, a predicted model, not a curated record